CAGUAACUGAUGUAGAAUUUGGCCCAAUGAGAUUUCAUCAAGACCAACUUCAGGUACUUUUAGUGUUUACCAAAGAAGAUAGCCAGUGUAAUGGAUUCUCCAGAGCAUGUGAAAAGGCUGGGUUUAAGUGCACAGUCAUCAAGGAGAUGCAGGCUGUCCUUACCUGUUUCCAGGACAAACUCCAUGACAUCAUCAUCAUAGACCAUAGAAAUCCCCGACAGCUGGAUGCAGAAGCACUGUGCAGGUCUGUCAGGUCAUCAAAACUCUCAGAAAACACAGUUAUUGUUGGUGUAGUCCGAAGGGGGGACAAAGAGGAGGUGUCUUUAAUGCCCUUCCUUGCUGCUGGCUUCACAAGGAGGUAUAUCGAAAACCCCAACAUCAUGGCCUGUUACAAUGAACUGCUGCAGUUGGCGUUUGGAGAGGUGCAAUCACAACUGAAACUCAGGGCUUGUAACUCAGUAUUCACUGCACUAGAGAAAAGUCAAGAAGCAAUUGAAAUUACAAGUGAAGACCACAUUAUACAGUAUGCAAACCCUGCAUUUGAAACAACAAUGGGUUAUCAGUCAGGUGAAUUGAUAGGGAAGGAGUUAGCACAAGUGCCCAUAAAUGAAAAGAAAGGGGACUUGCUUGACGCCAUAAACUCGUGUAUCAAGAUAGGCAAGGAGUGGCAAGGAGUUUACCAUACCCAAAAGAAAAAUGGAGAUAAUAUACAACAAAAUGUGAAGAUAAUACCUGUCAUUGGGCAGGGAGGAAAAAUCAGACACUAUGUGUCCAUUAUCAGAGUGUGCAAUGGCAACAAUAAGAUUGAGACAGUAACUGAAUCUGUUCAGACUGACAGUCAAGCAGAUAAUCUGGCAGGCAAACAUAAAGACAGGAGGAAAAGUUCCGUAGAUGCCAAAGCAGUUUGCUGUAGAACAAGUGAAGUUUCCAAUCAGAGAAGACAUUCCUCUCUGGCCCGGGUACAGUCUAUGAUGAUUGAGGCACCCAUCACCAAGGUGAUCAAUAUUAUCAACGCCGCCCAGGAAAACAGUCCUAUGCCUGUGACAGAAGCCUUGGACCGCGUGCUGGAGAUCCUGAGAACCACAGAGUUAUAUUCACCACAGUUUACUGUUGAGGACGAUCCUCAUGCCACUGACCUUGUUGGGGGCUUAGUGUCUGAUGGCUUACGAAGGUUUUCAGGAAAUGAGUAUGCCCUUGCAACAAAAAACCUUCAGCCGUCUUCAACCAGUAUUCCCAUCCCUGUCUCCCUUCAUGACAUCCCACCACGGAUUGCCCUGGCCAUAGAAGACGAAGAACAAUGGGACUUUGACAUUUUUGAGCUGGAAGCAGCUACCCAAAAUAGGCCUUUGAUUUAUUUAGGUCUCAAAACAUUUGCUCGUUUUGGAAUCUGUGAAUUCUUAAAAUGCUCGGAGGCAACGCUGAGAUUGUGGUUUCAGAUUAUUGAAACCAAUUAUCAUUCUUCUAACCCCUACCAUAAUUCCACACACGCUGCGGAUGUGCUUCAUGCCACUGCCUAUUUUCUUUCCAGAAACAAAAUAAAGGAAACUUUAGAUCGGAUUGACGAGGUCGCCGCCCUCAUUGCUGCCGCGAUUCACGAUGUGGAUCACCCUGGGAGAACCAACUUGUUCCUCUGCAACUCAGGGAAUGAGCUGGCUGUGCUGUACAAUGACCUUGCUGUGUUGGAGAGCCACCACGCAGCACUGGGCUUCCGGCUGACCCUUGAAAAUGACAAAUGCAAUAUCUUUAAAAACUUGGAGAGGAAUGACUACCGGACACUACGCCAGGGUAUUAUCGACAUGGUCCUGGCCACAGAGAUGACAAAGCACUUCGAACAUGUCAACAAAUUUAUCAACAGCAUCAGAAAACCCUUGGAAGAACAAGGAAAUGAGGAAACUGGCAAUAAUCAGGAAGUCAUGAACACUAUGCUCAGGACUCCAGAGAACCGGGCCCUUAUCAAACGAAUAAUGAUUAAGUGUGCAGAUGUGUCCAACCCCUGCCGGCCCUUAGAGUACUGCAUCGAGUGGGCUGCACGAAUUUCAGAAGAGUAUUUUUCACAGACUGAUGAAGAGAAACAGCUGAGCUUGCCUGUGGCGAUGCCAGUUUUUGACAGAAACACCUGCAGCAUUCCCAAGUCUCAGAUCUCUUUCAUUGACUACUUCAUCACAGACAUGUUUGAUGCCUGGGACGCCUUUGUUGACCUACCUGACCUUAUGCAGCACCUAGACGACAACUUCAAGUACUGGAAAGCCCUGGAUGAACAGAAGCUGCGCAGCCUCCGCCCUCCUCCGGAAUAGUGUGGGGUGCACAUCUGGCCUGAGG
Messenger RNA from Cricetulus griseus (Chinese hamster), 2319 nucleotides. Lineage: Eukaryota; Metazoa; Chordata; Mammalia; Rodentia; Cricetidae. The record is from RefSeq and is a predicted model, not a curated record.